AUGGGGGCCAGAGAGGAGCCCCGGCCUGCCCCUGGGUCCAGCGGCUCCCACAGGGUGGUGGUGCUGAGAGUGGCAGCCCCUGCCCUCCUGCUCCUCCUGGCAUUGCCUGCCCGGGCCUGGCCUGGCCUGGGGCUGCCCCGGAGGCCGUGUGUGCACUGCUGCCGCCCCGCCUGGCCGCCGGCCGCCCCUGGCCCGCACGCCCCCAUGAGCGACGGGGAGGAGUGGGUGUGGCCGCCUCGUGUGCAGCCCACCAUCGACAUCUCAAUCCUCAAAGGUGCAAAGGGCGAAGCAGGGCUUAGAGGUCGCACCGGCAGGAGUGGGAAGGAGGGCCCGCCAGGCUCCCGGGGCCCCCGCGGCCGCAAGGGUCAGAAGGGGCAGGCGGGGCCGCCAGGCGCCCCAUGCCAGCGAGCCUACGCGGCCUUCUCGGUGGGCCGGCGAGAGGGGCUGCACAGCUCCGACGACUUCCAGGCCGUGACCUUCGACACGGAGCUGGUGAACCUGGACAGCGCCUUUGACCUGGCCUCCGGUCGCUUCCUCUGUGCUGUGCCCGGCAUCUACUUCCUCAGCCUCAACGUGCACACCUGGAACUACAAGGAGACCUAUCUGCACGUCAUGUGCAACCGGCGGGCCACCGCCGUGCUGUACGCGCAGCCCAGCGAGCGCAGCGUCAUGCAGACCCAGAGCCUGCUGCUGCCGCUGGAUGCCGGCGACACCGUCUGGGUGCGCAUGUUCCAGCGUGACCGUGACAACGCCAUCUACGGUGAGCACGGCGACCUCUACAUCACCUUCAGCGGCCACCUGGUCAAGCCAGCCACUGAGCUCUAG
Molecule: messenger RNA, 825 nt
Organism: Equus quagga
Lineage: Eukaryota; Metazoa; Chordata; Mammalia; Perissodactyla; Equidae
Gene: C1QTNF8
Product: C1q and TNF related 8
Exons: 3
Coding region: 1-825 (274 amino acids)
Molecular function (GO): protein binding
Source: RefSeq, a predicted model, not a curated record